CUUGAGUACGUGCCAGGCUGCAUGGUACGUACCACCGCCACUCUUCCCCUGUGUUGUCGUUUAUUCUUCACCUGCUCAUGUGCGCUAACUCGUGUUUAAAGGGCUUCAGGAGCUGAGGCGAGCGGCUCGGUCACAGUGUGUCUGUGGUGAGAACAAACCCAGUAGAAGUAUGUAAUAUGCACCCUUACAAACUGUCAGCUAACUGCUAGCUACUUUUAGCCUUUGAAGCUCAGCUGGUAACGCAAUGCUGGCCUCUAACCUACCAAAUACGGGUUGAAUGUAUGGUAACUAGUUCAACAGCAAGUUAGCGGUGCUUCAUACUGUGUUGCCGCGUGCUUCAAGAAACACCUGUAAAGUGAAGUUAUAACUGGGUCACCAGCAGCGAGGGGAGAGCCUGGUGACCUUCCCUGACAGCUGGGUGUGUGUCCGACUUCAUGGCUGUGAAUGGACUAUAACUACAUCUGGCCAGAACACUGACAGAACCCAAUAUGUCAGCGGUACCCAACACGACCCUCACUCGACACCUGUAAUUAGAGUUACGUUGAAGUUUCUGGUCGUGGGUUCACUUGUAGAAAUGGCUCGCCGCGCAGCGGUAAAUGUGUGGUGCCUUGGGAGUCGAGCUGUCAGCCUGCUGUAUGGAAGCUCAUUUCGUCCCCUCCACACCUCAGUCUGCAACGCUUCAUCAAAGCCCAAAGCUGGAUUCAAGCCGGAGAAAGUGGCAGUGGUUACAAAGACGACGCGAUAUGAGUUUGAGCAGCAGCGGUAUCGCUAUGCAGGGCUCUCUGAAGAAGACUUGAAACAGCUGCUUGCUAUGAAGGGUUCCAGCUACAGCGGCCUUCUGGAAAGGCACAAUAUUCACACCAACAAUGUGGAGCACAUUGUGAAGAGCCUGCGGAAAGAAGGUAUUGAUGUACGAGUAGUCAAGAGAGGAGAAUACAAUGAGGAGGUAGUGCGAUGGGCAAAUGCCAUCAUCUCUGCUGGAGGUGAUGGAACAAUGCUACUUGUUGCCAGUAAGGUUUUAAGCAAGGACAAACCAGUUGUUGGAGUAAACACAGACCCUGAGAGGUCAGAAGGUCAUCUGUGCCUGCCUGUGCGGUACACUCGUGCCUUUCCAGAGGCACUGGACAAACUCUGCCGUGGUGAGUUCAGGUGGCUGUGGCGUCAGAGAAUCCGUCUGCACUUAGAGGGCACAGGAAUAAAUCCCACUCCUGUGGACCUGCACGAACAGCAGCUAAGCCUGGAGCAGCACAGCCAAGCUCACCGCAUCACCACCAUGGACAGCCAGCGACGAACAGGUAACCUGCAGGAGAGUUUUACCAAGCCUAGCCUCCUCCCUAUUAGAAGCUUGAAUGAAAUCUUCAUCGGAGAAUCCCUGUCUUCCAGGGUGAAGUUAAAAUCCUUCAAUCCCCAUGUUAAACUCUUGCUCCAUAGGGCUUCCUACUACGAGAUCUCAGUGGAUGAUGGCCCUUGGGAAAAGCAGAAGAGUUCAGGACUCAGCAUUUGCACAGGAACGGGAUCCAAAGCCUGGUCAUACAACAUCAACAAACUUGCUGAACAAGCUGUGGAAGAGGUUCUUAAAAUUGGAAAGUCCCAGUCUGGUCUUGACAUCCCACUUAACCAAGAAUUUAUUGAGAAGGUUACAGAAAAAUACAACGAGUCUCUGGUGUUCAGUCCAGACGACAGCCGCUUGUUCUACAGCAUCAGGGAGCCCAUCGUCAACAGAGUGUUCUCCAGCAGUCGGCAGAGAGGCUUUGCCAGCAAGGUGUGUGUCCGCUCUCGGUGUUGGGAUGCCUGCAUGGUGGUGGACGGCGGGACCUCCUUUGAGUUUAAUGACGGUGCCAUUGCCACUAUCAGUAUGAGCGAGGAGGACCAGCUCCGGACAGUCGUUCUGGACAACUGAAGCGAAUUAACACCUGACUGGUUUCUCUCGGGGGCAAAAGUGUUCAAAAGGAUGUGGUCAAAGGGAAGCCCCUGCUUUUAGCCUCCACAAGGGGUAAUUUUUAUACCUGGCAAAAGGUAUUAUUGUUGCUUUUGUUAUUAACUUUGUGUUUGUUUUUUCCUCAAAAUCAUUUUUUUCCAAUUUUGAUUUUUUUCCUUUUGCAUUUUCUUGCUAUGCCACUAUUUGCCACUAGGCUAUACCAGGUUAAAAUCCAUUUUGUAGAUGCUGUGUUAGACAAAAUGUGCCACCAGAAACCCAUCAUCGCAUCAAGUUCACACUGAGCAUUUAAGCGAGGGCAGAGAUAACAGAUCAGUUAUUCAGAGGGCUUGUGGUAACAGAAGGCAGAUUGAUUGAUUGUUGUAAAUAUGUAUCUAUUUCACAUUUUGGUUGGAGCGGCGACUCAUCAUCCUGUCAAUCAGCUCAUACAAGCCUGGGUGAUGAUGCGUGUCCGUUUAUGCACUAGCGGUUGUAGUCGCAAAAGAUGUUAUCUUUCGACUAGAAGUCUUCCUGAAUGGCACUAAAACUUCCUAACUAGGAGUUAGACUUAAUAACUCUACCCGACGCUCCUGACCAGCGCCUCUAAUUAAAGAACAGAGAGAAAUAAGAUUUGCUGACAAGUGAACGGUCUGUCCGAGAGUUAAGAUUUUAUGGUUGUUUAUUAAACUGUUGGACGGAUUUAAAGAGCAUUUUUGGUUUGAUGAAUAAUUGUGUGCCAACUGAAAUAUUUCUGUUUAAUCAGGGUGCAAACUGUAUUUUUCCCAUGACGUGUAGCAGAGUUUAAACUGUGACCUCCUGUGUUGUUGAGUUAUUUCAACUUGUCAGUAAGCUGACUCAGUCCUGACAAAACAAGACUCACUACUUGCAGCACAUCACCAUGAGCAGGUCUUAGUACAGAAGUCCACUGCUGCCACUAACUUCACUCAGUCAGAUUUUGGAGCUACUUUUAGCAGUAAAAGGCCUUUUUUAUUGUCAUACCAAAAUGUAAAGUUUGGACCAACAGGAUGAUUUUAGAAGUUUCUCCUGUCUCAGCUACGUAGAAGCUACUUGCAGCCUGAGGAUGUUUGUGAAUAUGAUCCCAGAUUGUGAUGUGGUUUCACACCAGUGGUUCCACUGGUUAAUGACUCUUGGACAGGAUUGAAGUUCUUCUAUAUUUAUUUAUUUAUUUAUUUUUGUUGUCAACCAAUCCAAAUGACUCUGGCUAUGUCUGUCGAUCUUAGCCUCAAGUAGAGCUCACAGUUAUAGUGAGUUCCUGAAACAGCUGGUCCUUGUUUUAUCAAACGUUACUUGAAAAGGAAGAGGAAGUCCAUUUACUGGGGACUCUUCAUAGCGGUGGAUUAAUCUGCACUCGGUGCUAUAGUGAGUAUUUGUGGCAGCAGGAUGGUGUAUGUGGGACUGAGUCAAAGUACAGUGUGUGUGUUUAUGGUGUUGAACAUUCACUGGCAUAUUUUAACAGUUUGUGGACACGCCUUUGAUAAACACAGUACUAGUUAGCGAGAUACAAUUAUUGUCGCUUUGGGUCAGCACAUGGGAUUCGUUAAGACUGAAAAUAAAAUCUAAACUGUCAGCAGCCUUUGUGCUGAAAGUAUAACGUAAAUGUAUAUGGGUGAACAGAAAGCACAGCCGCUGUUACAGCUUGUUGUUUGAGUAUAGAUAUUUUUGGAACAAAGCUUAUAUUUUUUCUAGCUGCUUGAGCCAUGCAAUAAUUACAAUUUUCGGGGUGCAAAAAAUAUGGUUGGACUGAAAAUAAUUAAGUGCACUAAAGCAAGAACUCCAUGUUUGAAAGAGCAUUUUGCUCCAUGUUUUUAGGUCAAAGGUGUGUCUUGUCUUGUCACAAGACAGGAAAGUGAGCUGUGGAGGUGCUGCUGAAAUAGCAGCAUGUGCCUGAGGCAGACAUGCCAAACUGCAGAGUUUAAACUGUCUCUGAUCGAACCAGAAUUUUUUCGCCUGUAACAACACCAAAAAUUUGAACAAUGCUGUUCGCAGAUUCUGAAAUGAAAGAGAGGACACAGAUUGAUGAGCAGGGGAGGGGGAUGCGAUGAUUUGAGCAGAUCUCUUGUACACUAUUAUAAUUCCACUUCAUCUCCCCCUGGCCUAGAUGUGGAGCCAGAGGUGUCCUUUUGGGGGACUUUAUAUUACAAACUGAUUAGGACAUUGUAUUGUAUGCAGCGUGCCAAAGGCAAUCAUGGAAACACUGUCACUGUGUUAGGAUGUUUUGUUUGGAACUGGAUAAAGUUGGUAUGAAACAAAUGCAUCUAUGUACUUCUUUAACCUGAUAAUACUGCAUCUUCAAUUGAUUUAUCACUCAAUGGGCUGUUCAAUGUAUUAUGAGUUGCCAAAUGGUUGUAAAACAGUUGAAAGGGAAGUUCUUUGAUUUUCCAGAUUAUUGACGAGCUUAACUUUAAACAGAUAUACAAUCAGUGUUUUCAUGAAAUGAUCUUCACCUCUAUAGUAUUGUGAUGUAGACAAAAUAAAGUGGUUCAAA
Molecule: messenger RNA, 4421 nt
Organism: Stegastes partitus (bicolor damselfish)
Lineage: Eukaryota; Metazoa; Chordata; Actinopteri; Pomacentridae
Gene: nadk2
Product: NAD kinase 2, mitochondrial
Exons: 12
Coding region: 575-1900 (441 amino acids)
Biological process (GO): NADP+ biosynthetic process; NAD+ metabolic process
Cellular component (GO): mitochondrion
Molecular function (GO): NAD+ kinase activity
Source: RefSeq, a predicted model, not a curated record